CCCGCGGCACUGGGUUGAGCGGCGGCGGCGGCGACGACGCGGGUCCGCGUGGGGCGGCUGCGGCAGAGCCCCCCCCCCCCCGCCAUGGAGCCGCAGGCACAGGGCUUGUUGGAAACCCAGUCUUUGCAUGAAGCAGAUGAAGACGUGGUCACUGAUGUUGAUUUCACCAAUAUGAUUUCUGAAGAGGAAAAAGAAGAGUUAAAGAUUGAGCUAGCCAAGCUAGAGGAUGAAAUUUCAACUUUGCGGCAAGUGCUAGCAGCCAAAGAAAAGCACCUGGUUGAAAUUAAACAAAAGCUUGGCGUAAGUCUGAUGAAUGAACUGAAGCAGAACUUUAGCAAAAGCUGGCAUGAUAUGCAGACAACUUCUGCUUACAAGAAAACACAUGAGACCCUGAGCCACGCAGGACAAAAAGCAACAGCAGCUAUCAGCAAUGUAGGAACUGCUAUCAGCAAGAAGUUCGGAGAUAUGAGAUCACAUUCAAUUGGUUACUCUAUUCGCCAUUCCAUAAGCAUGCCUGCGAUGAGGAAUUCUCCAACUUUCAAAUCGUUUGAGGAGAAGGUUGAGACCACUGUUACAAGCCUUAAGACCAAGGUUGGUGGGACAAGCCACACAGGGGGCAGUUUUGAAGAAGUUCUCAGCUCUACAGCUCAUGCCAGUGCUCAGAGCUCUCUUGCUGGCACUCGUCUCCCUGAGAGCGAAGAGGAGCUUCAGUGUUAGAACACAGGCCCUCCUAAACCUCAUAUGCCUCUUACCAGAGACUUGCCCAGCCAGUGAUUUUUAAACCUCUCACCACCCAACUUGUCAGCUUUGGAAAAUUGCCUCCUAGGUCUUGUGCUGGAGAAACAUUUCUUCUAUUUGUAUUUUGGAUGGGCCAUUUUAUCAUCAGGUACUUUGUAUACUGUAGAAACCAUGCACGACUCACUGACUUAAAAUUAUCUAAAUUCUUUGUCAAGUGACCAAAUUAACAGUUUUCAUUUUCACGUAACUUCCCUCCAAUAAUCUCCCAGUCUCUGUUUGUUACAUCUUUUGGUUUACUGUUUUCUACCUAUUAGUUUCCACUUCCCCUCUCAGUGCCACAUCAGACAGAGGGACCUAGAGCUGUGCUAAGAUUCCUGCUGCCAGCAAUGGUCCAUAUACCAGGUGUCUACCAGCCAUAUCAGGUGCCCUUUGCUCAGGAGUGUCUGUGCAUGAUCUGUUUCCUAACGGAAUUAAGUCACUUAUUGUCACAAUAAGUUUUUUCUCCUUCACUGGCAUAGUCUGGCAUUGCCCUCCACCCAUUGGUCAGCAAAGCUGAAGAGGGCAGGAAGAGACAGUCAUAUAGAAAUUGAACUGAUCACAACUGCCAAUUGAAGAUGAUCAUUGUAGCUGGAAAAGCUUCAGUUUAAAAAUACAUUCCAUCACUCACUUUCUGUGGCUUGGUAAGAUUUGACAGUAUAAGUUAAUUACAAAGGGCAGUAGAGUGUUGGGAACCUCUUAAUAAAUUUGCCUCCCAAUCUUCCCCUCAAAAAUAAGGGAAGGUGUAUUUUUUUUAUGAGCCUCAGUGAAGAUACAGCCUUAAGUGAAAGAAUACAGAACAACUGGCUAAAGCUGUGCCAUAGGUUAGAGAGCCUGUGACUUUGGUCCGCAUUUCAGAGCUGCCAGCAUAAACCCUGUUAUCUUACAAUACACAGGAUGAGUAGGUACUUCCCUUUUGGUGUCAAAUUUUGUUGUGCUUCACUCCAGGACGUGAUUCCUCCAACCGCAUUCUAUCUGCUUCAGCACCAAAAGCCAGUCAUCUCUCAGCUUUGCUUCAGCAUGUUUCUUGCAUCCUCUUAACAUUUUUUACUACAAAAAGAGCAGCGCCCUUGUGUCACUAUCUUGCUGUUGUCUAGUGAGCACGUGUCAGUCUGCAUGUUGCAUUACUCAGCUCACCAGACUGAGAUGAGCACAGCUUUAAAGAAGUAUAAACAAGAUGGAAAACUGUCUGGCUCCUUUCAAAGUGGAUGCAUUUUCUGAGCGUAAGCCAAAGCUUCAAAUCCGUGUUAGUGAGUUUGACCUUACAAACUGCUUAAAAUCUUGUGAGGAAACUUGGCUUUAAGUGAUUUUUUUUUCCUGUGUGGCUUUUGUUAUAGUUUUUACAGAGCUGGAAUUCCUUUAAUAAUGUUCUACUGGAGAUAAGUUAACCUUGGACAUUUAUAUCAAAUGCUUCCUUAGUGUGAUUUGUAUCAUGGAAGCAAAUCUAAUUAGUUUUCUAAUUAGUAGAGUUUUCUUGUGACAGUUUCCUAGCAUGUUUUAUGUGGUUUUGUGCACAAAUGUGAAUUUAUUUAAAUAAAGAAGAUAUUAAUGGUCAGCUUAGUUUGUGUAAAUGAAGUUAUUGAUAUUCUUAUUAAAAAUAAAUUUCUCUUA
Messenger RNA from Cuculus canorus (common cuckoo), 2385 nucleotides. It is a transcript of the gene TPD52L1, whose product is annotated as TPD52 like 1. The record is from RefSeq and is a predicted model, not a curated record. Gene Ontology annotation, biological process: positive regulation of MAP kinase activity; positive regulation of apoptotic signaling pathway. NCBI's taxonomy places the organism in Eukaryota, Metazoa, Chordata, Aves, Cuculiformes, Cuculidae. The transcript is spliced from 8 exons. The coding region runs from base 85 to 717 and encodes 210 amino acids. Gene Ontology annotation, cellular component: cytoplasm.